AUCUUAAGUUUUUUAGUGUAAAAAAAAAAACUUUAAAUUUUUUGUUUAACCACAGUAAAAAAAAAGUUAAUGGAGUUUGACGCCUAAGUUGUUGGUUUUGUUUUGUUUUUCGAGGCAUCGAAAGUGUUUUUCGUUUCGUUUUUUUUAAAGAGUACCGCUUUUAAAAUGUCCACUUUUUUGCUUUAAUCCUGAGGACGGCUGCCUGCGUUUGUGGCCGAAACGUCGUGAGAAUUGUAUCGUUUUAUUGUUUUAUUAUUUCCCUUCUACGCGGCGGUGACUUUAUCUUGAAAGAACCACGAAUAUAUGGAAUCCCUGCGGUCACGAAAGCUUUACAUCGAAAAAAAAAAGUCGUGACAUAGUUUAGCCGACGGAGGGGCCUUAUCUGUUAAUAUUCCGUGUAAAAUAGUUGCGUUUUAAUCGGCUUUUUUGGUCGUUACUUUAUCAACGUUCGCAUAGCGAAGCAUUUUCUGAGGAAACGUGUUGUUGUUAAUUGUUGUUUAUCGAGUUAAUGGAACGUGCGUCUGAAUGUGUAGGCGCACCCCGAACAAGAAGCGAUUUCAGAUGAUCACCUAAUGGGUGCCCCCAUGGAGGCAAGCGAAGGCCUGCGUGCGUGGCUCACCUCGCUGGGCCUGCAGGCCUACCUUCCCCGCCUCGUCGACAACGGCUACGACGACCUGGACAUGGCCAGCCGCCUGGGGCACGCCGACCUCGACGCCGUCGGCGUGGCCGACCCGGGCCACCGCCGGGCCCUGCUGGACGCGGCGGCCGCUCUGCUGGCCGCUCCGUCGCCCUUGCGGGCCUCCCCCGUCACCUCCUCCUCCUCCUCCUCCUGCCGCUCCUCCUCGUCAACGGCAAACUCCGGUGCGGCUGGGGCGGCGGCAUCGUCGGGCCUUUACUUCACCCUAGAGCCACACGACAUCAGCCUGGAGGAGGUGGGAAAGUCCUCCGACCGUGUGCCGGGCGGCGGCGGCGGCGAAGGGGCCAGGAUCUCGCGGCUCAAGCUCAAGGCGAGGCUCUUGGAGCUGCUGGAGAGCGAGGGCCUGAGGCUGAGUCAGCCCAGGUUCCACGGGGAGGCCGGAAGCCUCCAGCUGCAGCUGCUGGCGCAUGCCUACUCCUCGCUGCUGGGCUCGGCCGUGCCACACGUCCUGGAGUCACUCAUAGACAUCCACAUGCGUCACGUGCAGGAGGAAGAGGAUUGUAAAGCCACGGACCUCAUCACAGACAGGCUGCAGACGCAGUCGGCCCGCCAGUCUCCGGAGCGGGUGGCCGUGCAUCGGAAGCUGUCCACGCCGGACACGCCCACGAGAGCCCCGCACUUGGAUCUGCCGCGCACGAGUUCCUUUCACAAGCCCAGAUCGGAUGAGGGGAAGAAGAAGAAAUCUUUCUGGACGAACUUCCAGAAGAGCCGGGAGGCCGAGGAGACUCCAGCCACAGGUUUUGUCGGCUUCGCGGCGGACGUGGGGGUUAGCGGAUCGGAGCGGGAGCAGCUGUCGCGGGCCGUGGGGGAGGGCAAGCUCACCAUCAGCCAGGCGCUGGCACAGCUGGAGCAGGGCAGGGGUCAGAGGGAGAGAGCGCCGAGUUUCACCUCACGGAGCCGCUCCUGGGAGAGCUGCUUCUCCACUGACCACGCGGGGGGCAGUCCCCAGGCACGGCGCCGUGCACCCCGGGAGCUGAUCAAGGUGGACGAUAAGCGUAGGGCGACCUGCCGCGACGUGUACGCACGCGUCGUGCGGACGCCGCGUGGCGGAGACCCCUCCUCCUCCACCUCCUCCUCCGCCACCUCCUCCGCCACCACCUCCUCCUCCGCCACCUCCUCCUCCGCCACCUCCUCCUCCGUCGCCAUGCCGACGGCGAGCGGCGGCGACGUGCACAGCGCGGCCACGCUGGAGUUCGACCGCUCCGCCGCCUCCUGGCGCUCGCAGCUCGCCCGUGAGUCUCCGCUGCCGUGGUCUAUCCACUGCUAGGCGGUGAUGGAGGCCUUGUCCCCCUAGCCUCCAUGAUCAUCGUCAUCAUCAGCCGUGGUCUAUCCACUGCUAGGCGGUGAUGGAGGCCUUCCGCUAGCCUCCAUGAUCAUCGUCAUCAUCAGCCGUGGUCUAUCCACUGCUAGGCGGUGAUGGAGGCCUUGUCCCCCUAGCCUCCAUGAUCAUCGUCAUCAUCAGCCGUGGUCUAUCCACUGCUAGGCGGUGAUGGAGGCCUUGUCCCCCUAGCCUCCAUGAUCAUCGUCAUCAUCAGCCGUGGUCUAUCCACUGCUAG
This is a messenger RNA of Petromyzon marinus (sea lamprey), 2253 nucleotides long. NCBI's taxonomy places the organism in Eukaryota, Metazoa, Chordata, Hyperoartia, Petromyzontiformes, Petromyzontidae. The record is from RefSeq and is a predicted model, not a curated record.